UCUAUUUUUCUUACACAUUGGAUACACAUUCCACACCUCGUGUUCUUUCUUCCCAAGUCCUAAAAAAAUUGGAAAGAUUAAGCUAUGGGUGUCAAGAAUUUCUUGCACGAACUUAAACUUAAAGUUUCUCCGUCUAGGAUCUUCAAGGCCGUGACCACUGAUGCCGAUGAUGUCCUCCCGAAAGUCAUGCCAGGUGUCUUCAAGGAUUCCAAGGUUAUCGAGGGAGGUUCUUUUGUACCUGGUUGUGUCGUUGAGACAACUAUCGUUGGUGGUCCCAAUUUCAAGUUCAAAGUUGAUGACAUUGACAUUGGAAAGUGUUAUAUCAAAUACACGGAGCUCGAAGGAGAGAGAAUCGGCGACAAGUUUGAAAAAGUUCACCACGAGGUCGCAACCGAAGCCUCGGGUGAUGGAGGGUGUGUGAUCAAGUUCAAUAGUACCUAUUUUGCAAAGGGCGAUGUUGUGCCAAGUGAUGAGGAUAUUAACACACACGUAAAGAAGUCAUCUGCUUUUUAUGCUGCCAUUGCAGACUACCUCGUUGCCAAUCCUCAUGUUUGCGCAUGAUAUGAUCAUAAUACCCUUUUUUAGUCCACUCUCAAUUGUUGUUUUUACUGUUGUUGUUGUUGGCAUUGUCGUUGCCUUUAAAUUUUCAACCAAGAAAUGAAUAAAUGAGUGGACGGUAUACAAGUUGAA
Andrographis paniculata is the source of this 690-nucleotide messenger RNA. RefSeq names its product pathogenesis-related protein STH-21-like. Gene Ontology annotation, cellular component: cytoplasm; nucleus. The coding region runs from base 85 to 561 and encodes 158 amino acids. Gene Ontology annotation, biological process: defense response; abscisic acid-activated signaling pathway. The transcript has 2 exons. Lineage: Eukaryota; Viridiplantae; Streptophyta; Magnoliopsida; Lamiales; Acanthaceae. Gene Ontology annotation, molecular function: protein phosphatase inhibitor activity; signaling receptor activity; abscisic acid binding. The record is from RefSeq and is a predicted model, not a curated record.